AUGCAUUACUCGAAGGUUCUGAAGGCUCUCUGCCUUCUUGCGCCCGCCGCUCGAGCCUCUCUAUGGGUAGACAAAGCUCCAAGCUCCGUGAGACCAUAUGUUAUCGAACAUUAUGCGAAUGCGAAUGCCCUCACCAUUGGUUCUCAGACGUUUCGAUUCCCGGUCACAGGUCCCUCUUCUGGCAACAAGCUCACAAUUCUCAUGACGAGCGCGCCAGAGUCUGGGGACCUUAGUGUUCUGCCACACAUCCAUGAAAAAUAUCAUGAGAACUUCUGCUGCUUUAAGGGUCGCGUUCAGCUCUGGGCACACAAAUGCAAUGACACUGAAGCACGUCUGCUGACGGCCGGCGAUUUUGGUAGCGUGCCCGUCGACACCACUCACACCUUCCAGACUCUAGACCCGGACACAGAAAUAGUCGGAGUUGUAGCUCCUGGAAGCUUCGAGGAUCUUUUCUACUUCCUGGCCACUCAGAACGUUUCGUACGAGACACAAACACCAUACACUCCUGUGGAUUCUGGCGGCGAUGCUGGCUCUGGCACUCCUGCCGAAAUCAUCUCACAACUGGCUUCCUUCGAUGUACAUGCAGCACUCAACUUCACGCCGCCUCGAGACCUCGUCAAUGGAAGUCGACCCGCUGGUGCAAUUUGGCAUGAUGGCAACAACAACAUUCCAUCCUCUUCUGGCUCGCCAUACUUUAUCGCAUUAAACUGGGGGCCGAAGUAUCUCAACAACUCCACCGGCGCAUAUCAGAUCGUACAGCCUUUCGUAACCCCAGUCACAGGCGAGCAAACCUUCACGGAAGGGACCAUAACGCUGGGUCGAAGAUUUCCAGAUGCUGUUUCGCCGACGUGGAACUUGACUGAUCAUUUGGUGCUGAUUAUCGUUGAGGGAGCCAUUGACCUAACUAUUGCAAAUGAGACUGCCACAUUGUUGGGAGGCGAUGUUGCUUUUGUGCCGGGCGGGACGCCUUUCAGCUAUGGCUCCAAGGCUGCUUUUUCGAAGUUCUUGUAUGUCUCUGCUGGAGUCGAAGGGCUUGACCAACAGCUUUUGGCUGAUUCAGGAGAAUGGAACUGGCCUGUGUUUCCUGUCGCAUCUCCUUAG
Molecule: messenger RNA, 1101 nt
Organism: Pseudocercospora fijiensis CIRAD86
Lineage: Eukaryota; Fungi; Ascomycota; Dothideomycetes; Mycosphaerellales; Mycosphaerellaceae
Exons: 1
Coding region: 1-1101 (366 amino acids)
Source: RefSeq, a predicted model, not a curated record